CACUAAUAUGACAGGGUUUUGCAGUCAGAGAGUUUUGUAUCACUAUCUGCUAACCUUAAAUUAAUACGGUAAAAUGGUUGUAUUAAUACACAAGUCAACCGAUAUAGUUCCUUGCCGACAACCAGCCUUAUCCCACAUCUUAGCAGACGUCAUCAUUUCUGAUGUUAUGCAAUUGCGACCCAAGCAGUUCCAAAAAUAUAACCUUUUUUUAAUUAACUCUACUUAUAUACAGAUUAUGGGCUCUAACCGAAAUUCAUAAUUAAGCGGGCAGCAUGAAAUGAAUGACGUCUUUGAUGACGUAAUACUGGGCGUAAAGUAGGUAGUGGGGACGUCCUCAAUUUUCACACGUUUCGCCUAUACCCACCAAUAGAAUUAUUAAUUAAUUUUAAACCAAAAUUGGAAAACAAAUCCCCCAAAAAAAAAAAGAUUAAAUUAAUAGUCAACAAACACACAGCCGUCGCCCGCCCGGAGAAUUAGCAAGAGCAAGUCGCCGUCCCCGCUUUCCCACGCAGCUUCCGCCGUUCAUUUCUGCCCUCUAUAAAUUCCCCGCCAAGUUCCCUCCCUUCUUUCAUAUCUAUCUUUCAACGCUCUCUCUUAAACCCUCUGUAAAUUACUUCAUCCAUUUUUUUUCAUCGGUUUCUUAAUUAGCAGCCACCUGCAUUUUGCGCCUGAUCGAUCAUCAGCAGCGGCGAACUUCUAUUACCGUAAUGGCGACUAUAGGCAUGGGAGGGUUGGCGGAAGCUUACGUCGCUGGAAAGAUUUACAAGGAGAAGAUUGAUCGCCAAAAAGCGGCUGCUGCUGGCGGUAGGCCAGAGGACGCCGCCGCCGUCGGCGGGGAGUCUGCUGCUGGCUGCUUCUCCUUCUGGAGCUCAAAGAGCUAUUCCGCGGCCCGUUCUGGUCCCGGUGCUAGAGUUUGCGAUGAAACCGUGUGUAUCAGGUGAUCACGGCAGAUCCCGGCCUGUGUUCUGCAGAAAAUUGCUUUGAGGCACAAAACCUUUUUUUUUUUUUUUUGUUCUGACAACUUGUGUUGUUAUUAUACUGUAGGGUAUGCAUUCUUUUAUUGGAAAGAAGCACAAUUUUUUAUUCUUUCUUUUACUUUUUCUGUUGUCUCUAUGGUAUGUUUAUAACAUAUGAAAUUGCUGGGAUUGAAUUGAAAUAUUGAAUCGUGAAAUCGUAUUGUAUUUCUAAAGUUAUGUUGAUUGAAACACGAUUAAACUAUAAUUUUAACA
Linum trigynum is the source of this 1229-nucleotide messenger RNA. NCBI's taxonomy places the organism in Eukaryota, Viridiplantae, Streptophyta, Magnoliopsida, Malpighiales, Linaceae. The record is from the annotation of a GenBank genome assembly.